Messenger RNA from Thermothielavioides terrestris NRRL 8126, 1842 nucleotides. RefSeq lists its product as uncharacterized. The transcript is spliced from 4 exons. NCBI's taxonomy places the organism in Eukaryota, Fungi, Ascomycota, Sordariomycetes, Sordariales, Chaetomiaceae. The record is from RefSeq and is a predicted model, not a curated record. The coding region runs from base 1 to 1842 and encodes 613 amino acids. Gene Ontology annotation, molecular function: transmembrane transporter activity. Gene Ontology annotation, biological process: transmembrane transport.
AUGGCGGAAAUCAACACCAGUCCGGAAUACCAGGAGCAGUACCAACAGUACCAGCAGUAUCAGCUGAACCCUCAACACCAGCAAUACCAACACUACCAACAGUACCCCCAGGACCAGCAGUACCAGCAGUAUCAAGAGUACCAGCAGCACCAGCAUUACCCUCAGGACUACCAGCUGCAGCACCAAUUCCAGCAGCUUCAGCAAGACCAACAAUAUCAACAACAUCAGCAGUAUCAGCUGGAGCCGUUGAAGCAAGAUGGACUGGUCGAGGCGGCGCAGGCCGGCGAGCUCGAUCCCCAUUCGGAAUGGAAGGCCGGACCGCGGGAGCGGAUGAUCGUGGCCACCAUGGGCAUCAUCAUUCUGCUCGUUGCCUUGGAAACCGACAUUCUUGUGCCCGCUCUCCCGACGCUGGCAGCGGACCUGCACGGCACCUCGAUAGAGACCUUCUGGGUCGGCACCGCGUUCCUGCUGCCCAGCGCGACCUUUCUGCCCUUCAUCGGCGCCACCAGCGAGAUCCUCGGCCGGCGCGCCAUGCUGCUGGUCUGCAACCUCCUCUUCACCGCCGGGACGCUCUGCUGCUGCCUCGCCAAUGACUUCUCCGUCCUGCUCGCCGGCCGGGCCAUCCAGGGCGUGGGCGGCGGCGGCCUGUACACCCUGACGACGCUGGUCAUCACCGACAUCGUGCCCCUGCGCCAGCGGCCCAAGUAUCUCAGCCUCAUCUCGGCCGUGUUUGGCCUGGGCGGUGUCUUGGGUCCUCUGCUCGGCGGCGUCAUCUCGCAGAAGACGACGUGGCGGUGGCUGUUCUACAUCAACUUCCCGUUCUGCGGCCUCGCUUUUGCCACGGUGCCGUGGGUCGUCAAGCUGGAGCCCAAGAGGAAAGGCUCGCUCGCGGCGAACAUGCUCCGCGUAGACUGGAUCGGCGGCGCCAUCUUCGUCGCCGGCUCGACCAGCUUCCUGAUCGGCAUCACCUGGGGCGGGAUCAACUACCCCUGGAGCUCGUACAAAGCGUGGCUGCCCAUCCUGCUGGGUGGCAUCGUCGUCGUUCUCGCGCUUGUCUACGAGGCGUUCGUCCCGCGCGAGCCGUUCCUGCGGCUUUCCGUCUACUACAACACGUCUUCAACCAUCGUCUUCGUCUUGACGCUGUUUCAAGGUCUGAUGGCCGUGAAAGAAGCCAGCACGAUUCUGUCGGGCAUCUACCUCAUGGCGGUCAACAUCGUCCUGUUCCCCAUCGCCGUCGUCUGCGGCAUUCUCAUGACCAAGCUGGGCACCUUUGCCUGGGCGAACCAGAUCGGCUUCGCCGUCAUGACACUCGCCAACGGCCUCUUCAUCCUGGUCAACCAGAACCUGAGCAUGGUGGCGCACCUGUUCAUCUUCCUGGUGGUCGGCGUCGCGCACGGGUUCCUGAUCGGCUCGCUGAACGUGGCCACGCAGGCGAUCGCGAAGCCAUCGCACAUGACGUUCGCCGUGUCCAUGUGGUCGUUCAACCGCUGGUUCGGCACCUGCCUCGGCGUGUCGAUCGGCGGCGCCAUCUUCAACAACGUCCUGCUGCACUCGCUCGAGAGCAAGGGGGCGAGCGAGGCCGACGCGGCGGCCAUCUCGCAGAACUCGGAGGCCUUCAUCGGCACGCUGCAUGGAAUGCCGGACGGCGACCUGAAGAGCCAGCUGACGUGGGCGUACGUCGACGGCUUCCGCGGCAUCUUCUACUUCAUGGUUGCGCUCUCCGGCCUCGGCCUGCUUCUCUCGCUGUUCAUCCGCAACCACAGCAUGAAUAAGCCGACCGACUCGGCCCACGUGCUGCGUAACGACGCGUCGGACUCGGGGCCGGCGGCGGCCGAGGCUUGA